Messenger RNA from Cyclospora cayetanensis, 1455 nucleotides. Its product is annotated as serine/threonine-protein phosphatase 6 regulatory ankyrin repeat subunit A. NCBI's taxonomy places the organism in Eukaryota, Apicomplexa, Conoidasida, Eucoccidiorida, Eimeriidae. The coding region runs from base 1 to 1455 and encodes 484 amino acids. Gene Ontology annotation, molecular function: protein binding. The transcript has 5 exons. The record is from RefSeq and is a predicted model, not a curated record.
AUGGAGGAGGCGGCCGCUGCCGUCAUCAGAGAACCAGUUUCACCUUGUGGGGGAGACCUGGCCAGCACAACCGUACAAUCUGACUCUGGGCCUAGUAUUGAGCUAGAAGGACCGUCUGAGCCCGUGAAAAUUCCCCCGACCUUGUCCGUCAACGAGGACGCCCCUUCCUCGGAAGCCCAAGAGACCUUCCCAGAUGGCUUGCUGCCACUUAUGGUUGCUGUUGCUGCGGGAGUUAUAAGCCCCUAUGACGAAGAACAGGGGGCCCCCUCUUCUCCAGAAACAGCAGCAGCUGCCGCAGCUGCUGCAGAGGGCGCUCCGCGCUUGCUGGAAUGCAUAUUUAGCCCACACCCGGCCCAAGCCCUUGCUGCAGCAGACCCGAAGGACUUGAUGUACCUGCAUCAGCAUGAAGCUCACAAUCUUUUGUUGCGUCACGCUGUCAGAGCCGAGCACGACGAUAAGGAAACCUUCCAAUUGUUACAAUUGCUAGUCUUGCAGCCAAUGCAACUUCAGCAGGACAGCCAGUCAGAAGAGCAACAACACAAUCGCUCCCCAGCCACUGCGCCACGCGCUGCUGUCCAGCAGCAGCUCCUGGAUCAGCUGCUGCUGCCUCAUCAGCAGCGUGAGCAGCAGAUUCCUGUAGAAUGCCUUUGCGGCCUUCCUAUUGAAGGUGGAGUGUUUUCGUGCAGCAGCAGUAACGACACCAGCAGCACUAGCUCUGCGACCAGCAGCGAAAGCAGAAGAACAAACGCAACUCCUGGUGCAACAUGUCGCAUGGCGACUGAAGCCAUGGACAUGCACGCCGCAUCUCAUGCUCUGUUCUCCUGCUGCUGCCAGGGGAAGCUGCGCUGCUUCCUGCUCCUGGAACGAUGCUGCAGCAUUGCAGCUGCAGACAUGUUGCUGCUGCAACAAGGUCGAGGUUCCUUAAUGCAUGCAGCCGCAAUGGGCGGCUCCAGGGCCAUCAUCCAGCGCCUUGCAGCUACUCACGGACUCUCCCCCAGAGGAGCACUAGACUGUGCAAACUACAACGAACCUAUACACUUGGCGGCUUGCUGCGGUCGAACUUCCGCGGUGCUGCAGCUGUUAGAGUUGGGCGUCCCACUGGAUGCCCCCGACAGAUUCCGUAGGACUGCGGCAUUUCACGCCGCGUCAAAUGGCCACGCGAUGCUCCUGAGAGCACUCGCUGCGAUGGGAGCAGACCUCACUGUACUAGAUGCCGACGGAAUCUCCUUGUUGCAGGAGGCAACAGCUCGGCGCCGGAUCCGCGAUGGAAGAGAUCGAGAGGAAAUCGUACAAUUCCUGGUGCAGCAGAAUACACCAUCAGCUGAUGAUGAUGCUGCUGCUGCUGCUGCUAGGGCAAUGGGGAAGGCAGCCGAAUGGCUUGCAGCCUUGCUUCCGGCUAGCCACUCCUCUAGAACAGCCGCCACUCCUACAAUCGACAAACAUUGCCUUCAUUGA